Messenger RNA from Symbiodinium necroappetens, 306 nucleotides. The record is from the annotation of a GenBank genome assembly. NCBI's taxonomy places the organism in Eukaryota, Dinophyceae, Suessiales, Symbiodiniaceae.
AUGGAACACGAACAAACCCCGCCGGACCCCGCACCGACAAGCCCGCCGCCCGGCCCAUACCACGCCUACUGGCAGGCCAACAUCCGCUACGUCCUCAUCCUCCUCGCGAUCUGGUUCGCCGUCUCCUACGGGUGCGGCAUCCUCUUCGCCGAGCAGCUCAACAGGUUCAGCGUCCCCGGCUCGGGAUUUCCGCUCGGAUUCUGGUUCGCCCAGCAGGGAUCCAUCUACACCUUCGUCCUCCUCAUCGCCGUCUACGUCUGGCUCAUGAACCGCCUCGAUCGGCGCUUCGGCGUGCGGGAGGACUGA